AUGGAGGUGUCUGACGGGCGGUACCUCGGGGCCGUGGUGCGCGGCAGGAUGGAGGGCCUGGGCAGCUACACGCUGCCGACCGGCACCGAGUACCGAGGGAUGCUCAAGGACGGGAUGUUUGAGGGCGAGGGAGAGCUGCUGUUCCCCGACGGCGGAGUAUACCGGGCGGUCUGGCACCGCGGGGUGCCCACGCAGGGGAAAUACACUUUUGCAGAUGGUCUCGAAUACACAGAUAAAAAAUGGCAUUACUGUGAUGGCUACGACAGAAGAUUUUACACAGAAAUCUGCUCUGGUCUGAUAGAACCAGAUAUUUCUCAGCUUACAAAUCUGGAUCCUCCCCCAGAAAUCCCAAAAGGCUGUUACGACUGUGGUGAUGGAUUCUAUAAUCCUGAAACCAGAGUUGUUGUCGACUACAAAUUCAGGUUUCUGAGAAACGCAGAUGAUGAGGAGCACGAAUGGAUCAUUCAGACCUGCCGACAAGCUUGGGAUGAGACAAGUGAGCAGCAACCAAAACCAUGA
Molecule: messenger RNA, 519 nt
Organism: Melopsittacus undulatus (budgerigar)
Lineage: Eukaryota; Metazoa; Chordata; Aves; Psittaciformes; Psittaculidae
Gene: MORN5
Product: MORN repeat containing 5
Exons: 5
Coding region: 1-519 (172 amino acids)
Source: RefSeq, a predicted model, not a curated record